AUGCAACUCCACGUACAUUACGGCGACCUUAACGCUGAAAUAAACAACACGUUAAGGAAGUUUUGGGAGGUGGAAGCGCUUCCACCGGUAACGUUCCUCUCCGAAGAGGACAAAAAAUGUGAAGAACAUUUUCGGCAGACUCAUUCGCGUAAACCCGACGGCAAAUACGUAGCGCGAUUGCCGUUUAAAUCAGAGCCUCCCAUCGAUAUCGGGGCUUCGAAAGGAAUCGCGGUCGCCUCCUUUUAUAGAUUGGAGAAACGGCUCGCCAAAGACGCGGAACAAGCUACGGCUUAUCACUCCUUUCUGGAGGAAUACCUGCAGCUCGGUCAUAUGCGGGAAUUUCUUGAAACAGACCCUCCUUCUGAGCAAAAGGUCUAUUUGUCGCAUCAUCCGGUCAUCCGUCAAGACAGCAGUACGACAAAAUUGAGAGUGGUUUUUAACGCGUCGAUGCCUACGUCAAACGGGUCUACGCUAAACGAUCAUUUACUAGUUGGUCCGAAAUUGCAAGCUGACCUCGCGGUCACGAUUUUACGAUGGCGCAUGUAUCAGUUCGUGUUCGCAGCAGAUAUCGCUAAAAUGUUCCGGCAAAUCUGGAUCGAUCAUCGCGACACCGCCUACCAGCUGAUAGUUUGGCGCGCUUAA
This is a messenger RNA of Osmia bicornis bicornis, 642 nucleotides long. RefSeq lists its product as uncharacterized. The coding region runs from base 1 to 642 and encodes 213 amino acids. Lineage: Eukaryota; Metazoa; Arthropoda; Insecta; Hymenoptera; Megachilidae. The record is from RefSeq and is a predicted model, not a curated record. The transcript has a single exon.